Molecule: messenger RNA, 2752 nt
Organism: Pimephales promelas (fathead minnow)
Lineage: Eukaryota; Metazoa; Chordata; Actinopteri; Cypriniformes; Leuciscidae
Gene: sgo2
Product: shugoshin 2
Biological process (GO): meiotic chromosome segregation; meiotic sister chromatid cohesion
Cellular component (GO): chromosome, centromeric region; nucleus; kinetochore
Source: RefSeq, a predicted model, not a curated record
UUUAAGAUUCCGCGGUAAUGUUUGGUUUUAAAUUUGUAUAAACCGAUUUGAUUUGUGUGCGCAGCAUUUAUUAUCCGAAUAGAAAUGCAUUAUAAUAAGAAUAAAGAUAAACCACAUCUAGCCUCGAGUUUGUCGUCUUCUUUUAUUGCUGCCUCCAAUGAUAAAAAGGAAAACAUACGACUGGGCAAACAGGCGCCGUCUGUAUACGCAGCCAAGAUAAAGACGAAAAUACACAAUACCUCAUCAUUCUUCAAGUGCUCUUUGAAAAGCAACAACAAGGCUCUGGCCCUGGCUCUGGUUGCCCAGAAGAAGAAGAGCAGGGAGCUGGAGGAAGAGGUGGUGCGGCUGAGGAAAGAUGCGCAGGCCACUAAUUUCGAUCUUGCUUAUCAGCGUCAUAAAAGCAAACAGUUGUUUUCCAUUAUACGAGAGUUUUAUGACUCUUCUCUUAACUGCAUGACAAAGGCUGUUGACAUUUUUAGUAAUGAUGAGGUUCCAGACAGUAUAGACACUGAACACAACACCAGUAAAGGAGAUACUGAACACAAUACCAGUAAUGGAAGGAGAACACAGUUUCAAAUGUUUGAAAUGGAAAAAGAGGUUGAGAAUUUGCCAGAUAGACCGUUGUGUCCACAGCAGGGCAGUGUUGUGUCUGUACCAGUGGAUACAGUUAAAGAUCCUACAGCCUGUGAAGUUCUCAGCCAAGAGAGAAACAGUCCAGCACAGCAAAACACUCUAUAUGACUCUGAAAUGGAGAUGACUGUAACUGACACUGCUGCUGAAAUUGUAACAGUUGACAUAAAUGCAAGAAGAACCUCUACAGAAGAACAUCAGGAAAAGAAGGAUUUGUGUCAUCCAGGAGAAGAUCGUGAGCAUGUAUCUGCAGAGGAAGACUUUCCAAUUAAAUCUAGUAGGUCAGAUUAUACAUCAGCUGUGCCAAAAGAGUUGACGACUGUGACACAGCAGUGCUCUCCCACUGUUCAGAACGAGUUGGUGAAUGAGCAUGAAACGGAAUCAAUAACUGCACGCAGGAAGACUCACGUCACCUCUCGUUGCACUAAAAGUAGCAGGCGCGCAUGUAAACGGAAAGAACCAAACCCUGAUCCAAGGAAAAUUGACCUUAUCUCCCAAGAUCCUUCUAAUGAAAUUUUUAAUGAUUGUUUCAGUGAUCUUGAUCUUCAGAAUUCUGAAAAAAGAAAUACAGUGUCUUUAGAUGGAAAUAUUUCAAGUAAAGCUGCUCAAAACAAAGCAAAAGAGUCUCAUGCUACCCAGGAACCUAGGAGAACAUUUAUAGUUCUAGAUGAGCUAAGAUCUCAGAAGAGCAGGAGGACCAAAGUCUCAUCCCUGAUGAUGGAUCACAGUACAUUGAAUGUGCAUGAAACUGUUGAGUCUGCUGGGACUGUAUGGCCAGAAACUGCUGGUACUGAUGUGCAUGCAAGUCAGAGUGCAGUUCAAGUUCAAAAACAUAAAAACAAAACUCUGGCACAAAAAAACAGAGGAACAUUUGUGAUACAGCCAAGUAAAUCAUUCAACAGUCCAGAAGUAUCACAGGAGGUUGUACCAGGAACCGAAAUGACAGCUCAAGAUAUUAGUUUAGAUAAUAUUGCACAACAGCACACGGAGCCUGAGAAUAUUUCUUAUGAGAAAUUGAAGGAAAACAUCUAUCAUCCAGAAUGUACACUAGAUGUGCAUAUCAGCUCUAUACAGGAAGCCUCUGAAUUUCCAUCAUCAGUUCCCGGUAAAGCUAAGAAACACAGAAAAGAGGGGGCAAAUAAAAUAAAAAAAUGGAAUGCUACAGGAAAAGAAAAAUCCAAAGCAUUAACAAAGAAACAAAACAGUUGUGCUGUGAGUAUGGAUAAAAAUGUGUCGACUGAAAAGCAAGAUGUGAUUGAUCUUCAGAAUGGAGCAGGAUACAGGUCUUUAUCUAAUACUUUACAACUAACAAGGAUAUCUCAUUGCUCAGAGGUGGACCUCAGGGAUGAACAUAAUGCAGAAACUCCUGAAAUACGCUGCCCUUCCUCUGUUGACAAGCUUGAUCAGGCUGACCAUAUGAAUAUGGAUGCUCUUAACAUAGAUCUGGACCAAACCAACAAAGCUCAUGAGAGCAGGUGCAGAAAAACCUAUGUAAUUUCGUCUUCUCAUGAAUCUACAAAUACAGAAAUCACUGACCUUGGUGCUUCCAGCAGAACAUCAUCUUCUGAACAUCAUCAUCUCACAAAUGAAACGGAUGAUGUUUCACCUGUCAUGAACUCAAGCAUGUUAAUCAUAGAAACAUGUAAUGCAACUUCAGGCCGUUUCAGUGAACACACAAAAGACCUUCAGCUCACAGAGGAGAGGCCUCCAUGGGAGACCAUAGAUGGUUACGCUGAAAUGCUCUCAGUCGAAAGCUCUGCCCACAGCCCUCAACCAGAGGCCCGCUCUCAAACUAUGAACAUUUACCAGGACCAGGAUUCGGAAUUGAGGCACCAAACUCCAGAAGAUAGCAGGGUUAUGAAGAGUCUAACAAAUACAGACGUUAACUCUAUAGGCAGAACUCGAAGAAGAGCAGCACCAGUCUCCUACAGAGAGCCAACUCUCAAUUGCAAAAUGAGGCGUGGGGACAAGUACUCUGAUACAAAAUUCUUAAACUCUCCGGUGUUCAAAGAUAAGAAGCAGAAGAAGAAGAAACAAACCUAGGAGUGAAUUUCCCAUUGAUUGAUUUCAGUCUUUUAUUUAAUCUUCAUUUUUGCUAUUUUGUUUUAUUGACUUUUUAUGC